Messenger RNA from Physcomitrium patens, 1117 nucleotides. Its product is annotated as universal stress protein PHOS32. The record is from RefSeq and is a predicted model, not a curated record. NCBI's taxonomy places the organism in Eukaryota, Viridiplantae, Streptophyta, Bryopsida, Funariales, Funariaceae.
UUGCCACGCUGCAGACGAUGCGAGAACCCCUGUCCAGGCUGGACGUGGGCACUCUCGAGUCAUGCUCAGAAGUUCUCUCCCAACGGGGCUUUACGGCUCUCAUCCGGCUCUUAACUCCUCGUCAUUAUGCCAGGAAUCUUUGCUCGAUAAAAUAGUUCCUCACGCCAUUUUUCUUCCAAUUUGCCUUACAGACAUUUCCUCUCUUCCCAUUCCAGCUCCCAACCUCUACAUUGUUCUCGGAAGAGCGUACCGGUGUCAAGUGAGUUGUGCCCUGAUCGGAGCGUGUAUGCUCGUGAUUUGGGUGAUUACUUCUUGGGUAGAACUUCGGAUUGCGUGAUUGUGUUUAAACGGGGAUUGAGAUUAGCGGGGUGGGUAGACGGACGGCAAAAUUUUGCGGAUCUGGCUUAGAUUUUGGGUUCCACGUGAGGGAAGAUGAGUCGGCCGGAUCGUACCAUCGGGGUGGCAUUGGACUACUCGGCGAGUAGCAAGUAUGCAUUGAAGUGGGCCGUGGAUAACCUGCUUCGCCAACAUGACCAGUUGACUGUGCUGAUCGUGCACAAAGAGUUUAAUACCGAGGAUAGCCAAUACAUUCUGUUUGGGAAGUAUGGAUCACAACUCAUUCCUCUUGCCGAAGAGGAGGAGCCCGGUACUCAGAGGCGGUACAAUUUGAAACAGGACGAGGAGGUUCAGUCUUACCUCAAGGAAGCCGUCACUGCAAAGAAGGCUACAGUAGUGUUCAAGGUCUACUGGGGGGAUCCGAAGGAAAACAUAUGCAAGUCUGUCAACGACGUUCCUCUUGAUUUUCUCGUCAUGGGUUGCCGGGGACUGAGCGCACUGAAAAGGACAUUUAUGGGUAGCGUCAGCAACUACGUCUCCAACAGCGUGCCCUGCCCAGUCACCAUCGUGAAGCUUCCACCAAAUAUGUCUUCUUAGAGACGUACUAAAUUUGUUUUGAAAGGUUUCACAGUAGUGCCAUUCAUUUGUAGUGAGAUGGUUGGAUCUCUCAUUAUAAUGGUUACAGAAUUCGAAGGAAUAAGUCGCCGUUGUUUCUUUCAUUGUGAUGAAACCAUUGUCUUUUAAUCUUAUGACUCUGCAGAGUAUGCUUCAACAUAAGAUU